GUGGCACCUGGAACGAGGGGAGUGGCGUGUGAUCGAGAGCCUGAAUGCCCCGCCACCGCGCUGUUCUCACCAGGCUGUGUGCUACCGGGAGCACCUCUACGUGUUCGGUGGGGAAUUCGGGACAAGCGACCAAUUCUACCACUAUCGAGACCUCUGGCGGCUCGAUUUGAAAAGCAACAAAUGGGAGGAGCUUCCCCUUCAGAAAGACACGCCCUCUGCCCGCUCGGGGCAUCGUACCGGCCUGGGAUCGAACGCGUA
Messenger RNA from Nannochloropsis gaditana CCMP526, 258 nucleotides. RefSeq lists its product as uncharacterized. Bases 45 to 170 code for a protein of 41 amino acids. The record is from RefSeq and is a predicted model, not a curated record. The transcript has 4 exons.